UCUUGCCACCUCCUUGGCAGCCAGUAAACAUGUGCUUAAGUGAACCUGUCCAGGAAAAGGGGGUCGCCAGUUGGAAGCUCCACCAUUCCUUUUGGGACACCUCUCACGGUUAGAAAGAGCUCAGACAAGGGGCAGGAACUGCAACUUGGGGUAAACAAGUCACUCCCCAGUCGGCCUCAGUUUCCUCCUAAACGACCCGUCCGGCCUGUCCAGCCCUAGCGCUCAAGGAUUCUAGGAAUUCUGUCCCUUCUUGUCGAAAACAACACUCAGGCUUUUCACAAAAGCACCCACCCCCUGUGCUACCCUUGCAACGACAGCCCGCUUCCCUGGAACCCGGGCUGCACCGCGCCGGUCACAUGAACUCCGGGCUCUCUCUGGUGUGACGGCUUUCUCAGAUCCCUUUGUGCGCGCAGGUUUUGAAAGGGAACGACCCCGGGUCCUGGGUUUGAGAGGCGCAGGGCGCCGCGGGAGGCAGGCUGUCGGAGCCAAUCGACCCGCCUCCAGACCCCAGCACGUCGCCGGGGCUGCGCGCUCCCAAUUCCGCGCUGCCGCCCGCCUCCAGUGUCGCCCGAGGGUGCCGGGCCGGCGAGGAGCCCAGGUCCAGCAGCUGGAUAUGGAAAACCAACGCUCAUCACCUCUCCCAUUCUCCACCGUUCUGCCGGAAGAAACCCUGCAUCGGGCUCCUGCUGGACUUCCGCGAGAAACUCUGUUCCCUUCCCGAAUUCUUCCCCCAAAAGAAGUUCCUUCUUUGUCUCCCACCACUCCCCAGCAAGGCUCCCAGCCCCAGACUUCCAGUGCUCCCAAGCAAGAGACUUCAGGCCAGAUGCCACAUGCCCUCCAGAAGGGACCUUCACUCCUAUAUCCUGCAGCUUCUGAGCAAGACACGCAUCAUCAGGGCCCUCUGGCUUCCCAGGAAGAGACCCAGUACCCCCUCUCAACUGCUGCUGAACAGGAACUACCCCUUCUGACCCACUCCACCCACCAUCAGGAAGCCUCACUCCACUCCCCUGAAGUUCCUGAGAAAGACCCACUGACCCUUUCCCCUACAGUUCCUGAGACUGACAUGGACCCCCUGCUUCAGAGCCCCAUUUCCCAAAAGGACAUCCCCUUCCAGUCCUCUCCUGCAGCUCAGAAGGAACAGCCACUGCCCACAGCGGAGAUCACCCGCUUGGCCAUGUGGGCUGCCGUCCAAGCGGUGGAAAGGAAACUAGAGGCCCAAGCCAUGAGGCUACUGACCCUGGAGGGCAGGACCGGGACAAAUGAAAAAAAGAUAGCUGACUGUGAGAAGACAGCUGUGGAGUUUGCAAACCAUCUGGAGAGCAAGUGGGUUGUGCUGGGAACGCUGCUGCAGGAGUAUGGACUACUGCAGAGGCGGCUGGAGAACAUGGAGAACCUGCUGAAAAACAGAAAUUUCUGGAUCCUGAGGCUGCCCCCAGGCAGCAAUGGAGAAGUUCCCAAGGUCCCUGUCACUUUUGAUGAUGUCGCCGUCCAUUUCUCUGAGCAGGAGUGGGGAAACCUAUCUGAAUGGCAGAAGGAGCUCUACAAGAAUGUGAUGAGAGGCAACUACGAGUCUCUGGUUUCCAUGGACUAUGCAAUUUCCAAACCAGACCUCAUGUCACAGAUGGAGCGUGGGGAAAGACCAGCCAUGCAGGAGCACGAAGACUCUGAGGAGGGUGAGACGCCUACAGACCCCAGUGCUGCACAUGACGGCAUCGUGAUUAAGAUUGAGGUGCAGACCAACGACGAGGGCUCAGAAAGCUUGGAGACGCCAGAGCCCCUGAUGGGACAAGUAGAGGAACAUGGCUUUCAGGACUCAGAGUUGGGUGACCCCUGUGGAGAGCAGCCAGACUUGGACAUGCAGGAACAGGAGAACACGCUGGAGGAGUCCACAGAAGGCUCCAGUGAGUUCAGUGAACUCAAGCAGAUGCUGGUGCAGCAGAGAAACUGCACAGAGGGGAUCGUGAUAAAGACAGAGGAGCAGGAAGAGGAGGAUGAAGAGGACGAGGAGGACGAGCUGCCGCAGCACUUGCAGUCCCUAGGGCCACUGUCCGGGAGGUACGAAGCCAGUAUGUAUCAGACCCCACUGCCCGGGGAGAUGUCCCCGGAGGGCGAGGAGAGCCCCCCGCCCCUGCAGCUGGGAAACCCCUCGGUGAAGCGGCUGGCGCCCUCCACGCACGCACACGCACACGGCGAGAGGCACCACCUAGGCGAGAACCGGGGUUCCUCCAGCCAGCAGCAGAGGAACCGGCGCGGCGAGCGGCCCUUCACCUGCAUGGAGUGCGGCAAGAGCUUCCGGCUGAAGAUCAACCUCAUCAUCCACCAGCGCAACCACAUCAAGGAGGGGCCCUACGAGUGCGCAGAGUGCGAGAUCAGCUUCCGGCACAAGCAGCAGCUCACGCUGCACCAGCGCAUCCACCGCGUGCGGGGCGGCUACGCCUCGCCGGAGCGCGGGUCCGCCUUCAACCCCAAGCACUCUCUCAAGCCACGUCCCAAGUCGCCCAGCUCGGGCAGCGGUGGCGGACCCAAGCCCUACAAGUGCCCCGAGUGCGAUAGCAGCUUCAGCCACAAGUCGAGCCUGACCAAGCACCAGAUUACACACACGGGCGAGCGGCCCUACACGUGCCCUGAGUGCAAGAAGAGCUUCCGCCUGCACAUCAGCCUGGUCAUCCACCAGCGCGUGCACGCGGGCAAACACGAGGUCUCCUUCAUCUGCAGCCUGUGCGGCAAGAGCUUCAGCCGCCCAUCACACCUGCUGCGCCACCAACGGACUCACACGGGCGAGCGGCCUUUCAAGUGCCCCGAGUGCGAGAAGAGCUUCAGCGAGAAGUCCAAGCUCACCAACCACUGCCGCGUGCACUCGCGCGAGCGGCCGCACGCCUGCCCCGAGUGCGGCAAGAGCUUCAUCCGCAAGCACCACCUGCUGGAGCACCGGCGCAUCCACACGGGCGAGCGGCCCUACCACUGCGCCGAGUGCGGCAAGCGCUUCACGCAGAAGCACCACCUGCUGGAGCACCAGCGCGCGCACACGGGCGAGCGGCCCUACCCCUGCACGCACUGCGCCAAGUGCUUCCGCUACAAGCAGUCGCUCAAGUACCACCUGCGGACCCACACGGGCGAGUGAGCGCGCGCCCCGCCGCCGCCCGGCCCCUGGACAGCUGCCUCGGCCACCGCCAGGCCCGAGCCCAGCGGGCGGGGGCGGGGCGCCCUGAGCCCCUCUGCUGUGAGCCCUGAGCCCCCACUCCCCUUCCGUCCCUCCUCCCCAGGACGCGGGAUAGUGAGACCAGGUCGCUUGCUGCCUGUAUCCCCGGCCUGGGGAACCCCCGCGGGCUGUUCAUUUCCUUGACAAUAAAAUGGAUGAAACCAAUCAGCACGGGGGGAGUGAUUUGGCUGCCGGCCACUCGAAGGGGCUGAACAGGGCCAUCUAGUUGGGGAUAGAACUUUUUAAUUACCUUUUGGAUACUGUGGUUCUAUUUGAUAAUAAUAGAGUAAUUUUUAAAAGA
Castor canadensis (American beaver) is the source of this 3500-nucleotide messenger RNA. RefSeq names its product zinc finger protein 777 (gene Znf777). Gene Ontology annotation, molecular function: DNA-binding transcription factor activity, RNA polymerase II-specific; RNA polymerase II cis-regulatory region sequence-specific DNA binding. The record is from RefSeq and is a predicted model, not a curated record. NCBI's taxonomy places the organism in Eukaryota, Metazoa, Chordata, Mammalia, Rodentia, Castoridae. Gene Ontology annotation, biological process: regulation of transcription by RNA polymerase II. Gene Ontology annotation, cellular component: nucleus.